Messenger RNA from Musca domestica (house fly), 333 nucleotides. Its product is annotated as histone H1-II-like. The transcript has 2 exons. NCBI's taxonomy places the organism in Eukaryota, Metazoa, Arthropoda, Insecta, Diptera, Muscidae. The record is from RefSeq and is a predicted model, not a curated record. The coding region runs from base 1 to 333 and encodes 110 amino acids.
AUGUCUGACGCCGCCGUUGUUGAAGCCACCGCCUCCCAGUUGCCGCUGUUGAGGAAAAAGGAACCCAAAGCCAAGACUGCUGAAAAGAAGAAGAAGGCCCCAGCCGCUGGUGACAAAAAGAAGAAGGCUGCCCCUAAAAAGGCCGCUGGUGAGAAGAAGGCAGCUGCCAAAAAACCCUCUGCCGCCAAGAAGACCGCUGAAAAGAAGAAGGCCGACAAAACAAAGGCAAAGGCUGCCAAGAAACCGGUACAGUUAAAGCUAAACCAGCAAAGACCGCCGCCAAAGCAUCUGCCACUAAACCAAAGGCACCCAAGGCAAAAACUGCAGUGCUAA